This is a messenger RNA of Lemur catta (Ring-tailed lemur), 2622 nucleotides long. RefSeq names its product crystallin gamma N (gene CRYGN). The record is from RefSeq and is a predicted model, not a curated record. Gene Ontology annotation, molecular function: structural constituent of eye lens. The transcript has 5 exons. The coding region runs from base 1948 to 2520 and encodes 190 amino acids. Gene Ontology annotation, biological process: lens development in camera-type eye; visual perception. Lineage: Eukaryota; Metazoa; Chordata; Mammalia; Primates; Lemuridae.
GUGCUAGGAUUACAGGUGUGAGCCACCACGCCCGGCCAGAAUAUCUUUUAAAGUGAACCUCCUACAGUGCGGUGCAGUUGAACGGCCACUCUGAUUUGGCAUCUCCUUUGGCAGAGAUACAGGGCAGAAUUUCCAGGCCUGGGGAUGUCCCACUUCCCCGCUUUGUCACUGCCUGUCCUCGGGGAUAUUUCUCCAUUCAGACACUCUCAGUGCUUCCUGUGGGUUAAGGUGGGGACAGAUCUCCUGCUAGGGAACCCAAGAAGCUGGCUGUCUACCCCCAUCUCACUUUUGUCAGUAUAGAAAUAAGUUAGUUAGGGAAAUUUUUCCAUGUGCUUGGUGCCGGGCAGAAUAGCGGAACUGGAUGUGGAAAUCUGAUUCUCUUACCAUCUGCUUGGGGUUUUUUCACUUCUCUGUGGUCCCAGAAACUGUCUCGUCUUCAUGUUUGCAUUCUGGGAUAUUUCUGGUGAUAAUCUCUGUGCUGUAUGUUUUUUUUUUUUUUUUUUUUUUUGGUUUUCUGGGGGUAGAGGGAGUGAAGCCAGCUUGCUUCUACGCUGCCAUUUUGGGAGUGGAAGUCUUGAUGAGUUCUGAUGAAUUUAUGCACCUGUGUAGCCACCACUGCAAUCAAAAUAUAGAAUAUUUCUAUCACCCCAGAAUGUUCUUUUGUGCUCUUUCUUAAAAUCUCCAUCUUUGCCACCACCACCUUUGGAUCAGGCAGCCGCGGAUCUGCUCUGUCACCAAAGAGUCCUGUGUCCUGACUAGAGUCUCACACACAUGGAACCACCCAAUGUGCAGCCUUCUACAGCUGGCUCCUUUGGCUGAGAUUUCUCUGUGCCGCUGUGUGUCUCAGUAGUUUGUUCCUUGUCACUGCUGAGUGGGUCCCGUUGCUCGCAUGAACUACAAUCUGGUUACCAUUCAACUGUUAACGGGCACCUGGCUGCUUUCAGCCCAGGGUUAUUAUGAAUAAAGCUGCUAUUGUAACAUGUGCAAGGCUUCAGGUAUAUGUUCUUAUUUCUCUUGGGUAAACACCUAGGAGUAGAAUUGCCAGGUCGUGUGGUAAGUGUAUCUCAACUUUAUAAAAACCUGAAGUAACUCACCAUCCCCAUCUCCAUCAGCAGUGUGUACGUGUUCCAUUUCCUCCACACCGUCCCCAACAUUUGGGACGGUCUGCUUUUCUCAUCUCUGCCGUUCUAACGGAUGCAGGCUGAUGUCUCACUGUGCUUUUAAUUUGUGUUUUGAGGGACAGUUUUUAAAGGAUGAGCAUAUUUUAAGCCUUUGAAUCAUUAGAUCAGGAAGUAUUGAAGACUGACGUGAAGGAGAGGGAAGUGAAGCAAGACCUAAAACAAGAACAUGAGUAGAUAAAGCUCUUAAAACUGCAAAAAGCUGAAGAAAUGUUAAGAGUUAUAAUUAUCUGUAGAGGCUAAGGACACGAAUUCUGGAUUCAAGUCCCAGCUCCACUGCUUACUUGCUGUGUGACCUUUGGCAAGUUAUUCGCUCUGUGCCUCACUUUCCACAUCUAUAAAAUGGGGAUACCCCCUCAAUGCUCUCAUAGGAUCCUUGAGAGAAUUAAAUGACUUAAUAUAUGUUAAGCCUUAAUUGGUCCCUGGCUAUAGGAGGCGCUAAGAGAGUCAUUAUUAUUAUUGUCCUCGUUAUUGAGUUUAUUAUAAUUCUAAAUCCUCCUGCCUCCGGCCCCCAGCACUUCGUGGGGGUGGGCGGCGCGCGGGGCGGUGUUUACUGUACUACCACUAGGGGUCAGGCUUCGGCACCUUUCACUGCCCAAGCCGCGCUGUAUUUGAGGGCGCGAGACGCCGACUAAAUGAAUACCUCCUAGGACCCAGCCGUCCGGCCUUUCCUUCCGAGACCUGAUCCGAUAAGCCCUGGCGACCUCUGGCCCCUCUUCCGGGAGGAAGACAGCGUCUCCUCUCCCACAGGUACACACAAAGUAAAAGUAUGAAAACACAAGAAGACUUAAUAAACAUAAAAAUCAGGACAAUCACUCUCUAUGAGGGCAAACACUUCACGGGGCGGAAGCUGGAGGUCUUCGGGGACUGUGACAACUUCCAGGACCGAGGCUUUAUGAACCGAGUGAACUCCAUCCGCGUAGAGAGCGGAGCCUGGGUCUGCUUCGACCACCCUGACUUCCGGGGCCAGCAGUUCAUCUUGGAGCACGGCGACUACCCUGACUUUUUCCGCUGGAACGGCCACAAUGACCACAUGGGCUCCUGUCGGCCUGUAGGAAUGCACGGGGAACAUUUCCGCCUAGAAAUCUUCGAGGGCUGCAACUUCACAGGCCAGUGCCUGGAGUUCGUGGAGGACUGCCCCUUCCUCCAGAGCAGGGGCUGGGCCAAGAACUGCAUCAACGCCAUCAAGGUGUACGGGGAUGGAGCGUGGGUCCUGUACGAGGAGCCCAACUACCGCGGCCGCAUGUACGUGGUGGAGAGGGGCGACUUCCGCAGCUUCUCCGACUGGGAGGCCCACAGCGCCCGCGUGCAGUCGCUCCGCAGGGUGGUCAACUUCUUCUAGCCAGGCCCGCCCGCCCGCCUGGCCGGGCGCAGCUCUGGGGACAGGAGGGACCCUGGGGACGGGGACCUGGGGACUGCGGACAAUAAAAGUCCUGACAGCGGA